Penicillium argentinense is the source of this 1878-nucleotide messenger RNA. RefSeq lists its product as uncharacterized. NCBI's taxonomy places the organism in Eukaryota, Fungi, Ascomycota, Eurotiomycetes, Eurotiales, Aspergillaceae. The record is from RefSeq and is a predicted model, not a curated record. Bases 1 to 1878 code for a protein of 625 amino acids. The transcript has a single exon.
AUGGCGCGACUGGUGCUGCAGCUGCAACGAAAUCAGCGACAGGCUUUGAGAUGGCGAGGUCUACGAGCAUCCUCUCGAUGUGUCUCCACAAACACAUCGACUGGAUGGCAUGAUCCGUCGCCGACAGAGCUCCUCCGAGCUACACUUUUGGGAGCUACCACCCCAAAUACCAGUGAUGGGACUCAUUUGAAACAAAACAAACGGAUAUUGGAGCUACUUGAUACCGAUUGGCCACGAGGAAGCCCACCUCCACCCCUGUGGUAUGCCCUGAAAGGCGUCCCGCCUAGAGAAGAGCAGGAAGACUCCGAGAGACUUCACUCAGUUGCCAGCCUGUCUUCCGUACGAAAUGCGACCGAGAGACUUGUUGUUAAUUCUGCUGGUGCAGAGGUUUUCCAGCGCAGUUUAAAGGCAAUGCUUCAGCAAUGUCACGGAAAAGUCACCUACAGCGAGAUCCAGUCUACUUUGAGUGAUAUUGCCGUCAGGCUUCAACGGCUGGAGCUUCCAAUGACUGCUGACCUUUGCGAGCUUGGAAUGUAUUAUGCAGCGCUGAAUCUCUCCUCUCCGGCUUUUCACCAAGUCUUCAAGGACUGUUUGAGGCUAGACCCUGAUGGAUUCACCUUUGUUAAGAGCGGCGCAAUUAUUCGAGCAUUGUACGAAACCGUCCGCUUGGAACUGUUUAAAAAUCCGAAUUACGACGCCAUUCACAUUCUUGCUGAGGUCACUGGUGAAUAUGCGGCUGUUUCAGAGCAGAGCAUACCGAAGUUCCAUGAUGUCCUCCACCGAAACCUCGACCUUGACCUGGGCAGUGAUGGUCGAAGGAACUGGGCAACAUACCUUUGCCUACUAUCGAAACUUAGAAGCGACAAGCCUUUCACGCAUUCGUGGACUCAUUUUUUGAACAAGGCUAUUGACAGUGAACAAGAACUGCACGCAACGUACAGGAUUGUCUCGGACUUGAUUCAAUCAGGACGUUCAGUAAUUGCUGCCAAGUGUCUAGAGGACAUUUCCAUUCGCAAUCGAGAUCAAUUACCAUAUAUCGCCACCUUCCGGCACUUGCAGGUGCUCCUUGACGAUCCUGUUGUGAGCGAAUCAUUACCCGACGUGGUUGGAAAUGAGCUAUAUGGUGUGAUUCUCGAACUGGCUUUCAGCAAUAUGGAGCAGCGAUUAGGAAUUCAAUGGCAGGCUGACGGCAGCACUCACAUCGGCAUUAGCGCAAACUCUUCAAGUACGGCAUUUGAAGAUCAACCCCUUCUUACUAUCGAUGGCGACUGUGCCGGCUACGAUGAUCCCAUUCGCCUCUACGCAGAGCUUUACGCCCUCGGCUGCUCUCACUCCCCAGCCGACCUCGGUCGAAUCGUGAACCUCUUGAACGAACACGACGGGAACGCACUAGACGUUGUGCCCGAGUUCCGUUCGGAGUCUGCACUCCCCGAGUUUCGAUGGUGUCCUCAACACUCUCCUAUCGAGUUCUCGCAUGCCGUACUCCCAACAGUGACCGACAGCACUCGUGAAUGGACACCAGCCUUGCUCGGUCUCAUCCGCGCUCGCCCUCUCAUCAAUGACAUGCCCCAGGAACGAGCAGGCUCGUUCCACUUUCUGCAACUCGGCUCUCUCGAGAUACGGCGCGGCCCACACGAGGCGUGGCAGCCCUCCGGCUACAUCGUUGGCUGGAACCGACUAUUAGGCAGGAUGACAGCACUUUUUGUUGGGAAGGACGCUGGACUUAUCGACAGCGGUCCCAUGCCUUCGGCUGCUCCGUUUGGGACGCUGCUGCAUCUUCGACCCUCCCACAUGCACGCACUCGUGGACAGUCCCUGGAGCUCGGUGGACCCCUUCUAUCUCGACCUGGACCCCGGUCGAGAUCUGGGUUUUCAAUAA